Meloidogyne enterolobii is the source of this 930-nucleotide messenger RNA. The record is from the annotation of a GenBank genome assembly. Lineage: Eukaryota; Metazoa; Nematoda; Chromadorea; Rhabditida; Meloidogynidae.
AUGGCAAUACAAACACUAACCUUUGGAGAAUAUUUAGUUGACGGUUUAAAUUCUUUUAUUUCAAUAAAUUUUGAGUAUAUUGGAAUAUUAAAACGUUUAAUUGGAUUUAUGACUAUUUGGCUUGUUUGUUUUAUGAAUUUAUUUUCUUUGAAAAAAAUAGCUGGCCGAUUCCAAGUUGUAUUAACAAUAAUUAAAUUGCUGGUUAUAGCUACAAUUAUUUUUAUUGGUUUAUAUCAACUUAUAUUUAAAAACAAAACUGAAGAAACUUUUGUAAAUGCUUUUGAAGGUUCUAAAACUGAACCUGGAGAUUUUGUAUUGGCUUUAUAUGCAAGCCUUUUGGCUUAUAAUGGCAAAGUGCUUCCCCUAGCAGCUUUAUGUGGAAUUGGAAUAUCUGCAGUUGUCUAUCUUUUAAUUAAUAUUGCCUAUUUUUCUGUUUUGAGUAUUGAUGAAUUUUUAAAUACUGAAGCUGUUGCUUUUAAAUUCGCAGAAAAAACAAUGGGGGAUUUUUCUCGUAUUUUUCCCUUUUUAAUUGCUAUACUUUUGCUUGGAAAUUUAAAUAGUUCAAUUUUUGCAUCAUCAAGAUAUGUAUUUGCUGGAGCUAAAAAUGGAAUUAUGCCUCCAGUUCUAAGCUCUGUACAUGAAAAGUCUAUGAGCCCUAGAGUUGCUAUAAUAUAUGAAAUGUUUGUUCUAAUUUCUCUCUCUUUUAUUGGUGAUUUGGAACAUUUAAUUGGAUAUAUGUCCUAUUCCUUAUGGAUGCAAAAAAGUUGUACAAUGGUAGCCCUAUUAUAUAUGCGACACAAAGGAACAUUUAAAUUUCAAAAAAAUUCAAUAAAAACACCCAUAAUACUUCCAUUUAUUUGUUUGUGUAUAUUUAUUUCUAUGUUGAUAAUUUCUGCUAGAAAAGUUGGAAAAAAUUUCGAAAAUUUUUAA